This is a messenger RNA of Nyctereutes procyonoides (raccoon dog), 2631 nucleotides long. It is a transcript of the gene FOXC2, whose product is annotated as forkhead box C2. Gene Ontology annotation, biological process: cell differentiation; regulation of transcription by RNA polymerase II; anatomical structure morphogenesis. Bases 205 to 1734 code for a protein of 509 amino acids. Gene Ontology annotation, molecular function: DNA-binding transcription factor activity, RNA polymerase II-specific; RNA polymerase II cis-regulatory region sequence-specific DNA binding. NCBI's taxonomy places the organism in Eukaryota, Metazoa, Chordata, Mammalia, Carnivora, Canidae. The transcript has a single exon. The record is from RefSeq and is a predicted model, not a curated record.
CUUCCGCGCGCCCCGGCCGCUCCCCCGCCGCGCCCCCGAGCGCCCCCGAGCGCCCCCGAGCGCCCCCGAGGCGUGCCGCCGCCCGGGUCUGCCCCCGCCGGCUCCCUUCCCCUCGCUCCCUCGCCCUCUCGCGCUCUCCGGCUCUCGCAGGGCCUGCUUCGCGGUGCGUGCGCGCGGGCGGCGGCGAGCCGUCUCGGACGCAGCAUGCAGGCACGCUACUCGGUGUCCGACCCCAAUGCCCUGGGAGUGGUGCCCUACUUGAGCGAGCAGAACUACUACCGGGCGGCCGGCAGCUACGGCGGCAUGGCCAGCCCCAUGGGCGUCUACUCCGGCCACCCGGAGCAGUACGGCGCGGGCAUGGGCCGCUCCUACGCGCCCUACCACCACCACCAGCCCGCGGCGCCCAAGGACCUCGUAAAGCCGCCCUACAGCUACAUCGCGCUCAUAACCAUGGCGAUCCAGAACGCGCCCGAGAAGAAGAUCACCCUGAACGGCAUCUACCAGUUCAUCAUGGACCGCUUCCCCUUCUACCGGGAGAACAAGCAAGGCUGGCAGAACAGCAUCCGCCACAACCUGUCGCUCAACGAGUGCUUCGUCAAGGUGCCCCGCGACGACAAGAAGCCCGGCAAGGGCAGCUACUGGACGCUGGACCCGGACUCCUACAACAUGUUCGAGAACGGCAGCUUCCUGCGGCGCCGCCGGCGCUUCAAGAAAAAGGACGUGCCCAAGGAGAAGGAGGAGCGGGCCCACCUCAAGGAGCCGCCCCCGGCCGCGGCCAAGGGCGCCCCGGCCGGGCCCCCUCUAGCGGACGCCCCCAAGGAGGUCGAGAAGAAGGUGGUGAUCAAGAGCGAGGCGGCGUCGCCCGCGCUGCCGGUCAUCACCAAGGUGGAGACGCUGAGCCCCGAGAGCGCGCUGCAGGGCAGCCCGCGCAGCAGCGCCUCCACGCCCGCCGGCUCCCCCGACGGCUCGCUGCCCGAGCACCACGCCGGCGCGCCCAACGGGCUGCCCGGCUUCAGCGUGGAGAACAUCAUGACGCUGCGAACCUCGCCGCCGGGCGGCGAGCUGAGCCCCGCGGCCGGGCGCGCGGGCCUGGUGGUGCCGCCGCUCGCGCUGUCCUACGCCGCCGCGCCGCCCGCCGCCUACGGCCAGCCGUGCGCGCAGGGCCUGGAGGCCGGGGCCGCGGGGGGCUACCAGUGCAGCAUGCGCGCCAUGAGCCUGUACACCGGCGCCGAGCGGCCCGCGCACAUGUGCGUCCCGCCCGCGCUGGACGAGGCCCUCUCGGACCACCCGAGCGGCCCCGCGUCGCCCCUGAGCGCCCUCAACCUCGCCGCCGGCCAGGAGGGCGCGCUCGCUGCCGCGGGCCACCACCACCAGCACCACGGCCACCACCACCACCCGCAGGCGCCGCCGCCGCCGCCCCCGCCCCCGCCCCCGCCGGCGCCCCAGCCCCAGCCGGCGCCCCAGCCCGGGGCCGCCGCCGCCCAGGCCGCCGCCUCCUGGUAUCUCAACCACGGCGGGGACCUGAACCACCUCCCGGGCCACACGUUCGCGGCCCAGCAGCAGACUUUCCCCAACGUCCGGGAGAUGUUCAACUCUCACCGGCUGGGGAUGGAGAACUCGACCCUCGGGGAACCGCAGGUGAGCACCAACGCGAGCUGUCAGCUGCCCUACAGAUCCACGCCAUCUCUCUACCGCCACGCCGCCCCCUACUCCUAUGACUGCACGAAGUACUGACCUGCCCGGCCCGCUCCGGCUUCGCCUCCCGCACCCGGACCCGGACCUCUCAGACCGUUCGGGCUGCAGAGACGCAAAAAGAACCAAAACAUUGCCCACCAGCUUUUUCUCAGACCCAGGAGCAGAGAGCGCGCUCGCCAGCCUCAGCCCUUCUCUGUGAAGCUGCAGGUAACUUUAAUUCGAUGCCUCCCCCCACCCCCGUUUCCGAGAUCCUAAGAAGCCCCGGUAAAGGGACGCAGCCCGGCGAAAUGAAUAUUGAUUCUAAACCCACCCACCCGCCCCCUCCCCUCUCCCCUCUCCCCUCCCAGGAUGGUUGUGCUCGCUGCUCCAGCUGGGGUUUCCAAAAUUAAGUUACGGACCAAAUCCCAUAGCGACCCAGUAAUGACUCUCUGUAGAGACCCCCAUAGGUCUAUGGGGGCCUCUAUAGAUUACCUUUGUGCUGUGUGUAAUUUUAAAUUUCUCUAACCGUGCUGUACAAAUGUGUGGAUUUGUAAUCAGGCUAUUUUGUUGUUGUUGUUCAGAGCCAUUAAUAUAAUAUUUAAAGUUGAGUUCACUGGAUAAUGUUUUUCAUCUUGCCCAACCAUUUCGAACUGCCAAAAUGAAGAUUUAAGAAACCCAUGUGGGGUGUUUCUUUUUUUAAAAAAAAAAAAACCCUGUACACUUAUGAGAUAUGAUUCUUUUCCCCGGUGGUAGGUCUUUUACAAAACAAGGAAAUAAUUUAUUUUUUGUUGUUGGCGGAUAAAGAAGUCAAGUAUCUGAUACUUUAUAUUUACAAAGUGUGAUGGUUUUGUAUAGUAGGUUCCUCCCUGAGCAUUCCUAAAAGAAAAAAAAAUCUUUAAAAAUUUAACUUCACCUGUGUUUGUCUUAUGUGGUCUUAAUUGUUGUACUUACCUUAAA